Molecule: messenger RNA, 2085 nt
Organism: Nilaparvata lugens (brown planthopper)
Lineage: Eukaryota; Metazoa; Arthropoda; Insecta; Hemiptera; Delphacidae
Product: probable cardiolipin synthase (CMP-forming)
Exons: 8
Coding region: 315-1496 (393 amino acids)
Biological process (GO): cardiolipin biosynthetic process
Cellular component (GO): mitochondrion; membrane
Molecular function (GO): cardiolipin synthase activity; CDP-diacylglycerol-glycerol-3-phosphate 3-phosphatidyltransferase activity
Source: RefSeq, a predicted model, not a curated record
UUCUGCUUUUGAAAAAUGUGGACGCUGGACGGCAAUAUUUUAGGUUAUUUGUGUUCUGCAAUACUUUAGUAUUAUUUUAAAUAAUUCACCAUAGUAAUAUUUAUUUUUUGAAUUCACUUAAUCUAUACAGUUUUUAAACUUUUGUAAGUCUUCAUGAUUUGAAACUAGCAAUUUGAAAAAUUGUGUCACUUGAAUAAAGCUUUGGCUUUUACCAUAGGCCUACACUUGAGUAAAAUUUAUGUAGCCUAAAGAAAAAUCUCUAGAAUGAAUUUAAUAUAGGAACAAUAAUUAAUGAUAAGUAACACAUCCUAAAAAUGGCUGUAAGAUUGAUUGGAGAAGUUGCAGAAUCGCUUCUGUACUCUGGUGCAAUGCGGCCUUCAAGUCUCAUAGCUCAUGCUAGAUUUAGAGUUGUGUGUAAAAACAGAACAUUGAAUCAAAAAAUACAAGUUCGGGAUGCUCUGAAGGACUUCUGUUCUCUAAGACAUGGAUUUUUACCCAACGAAUUUUCAUUUCCUAGUGCAAUUACUAAUUUAUGUAAAACAAAAACUUUAAUUAGAAGUUAUAGAAAUAGUUAUACUUGCCAGAAUUUGUGUUAUUCAACAUUUACUCUGCGAACACGUUCUGUGGGAUUUGAACCUUUCAAUUCAAGUGAAGCAAAUGUGUCAAGGUUUUAUUCUAGUAGUAAUGAUAAUCAAAAUACUGGCUCAACAAAGGAUCUAAUUGGCAGAGACUUGGGAGUCAAGAGGAAGGAGUUCGUCAAUAAUGUAUUAAAAAAUAACAAGAAAAAGAUGAGACUGACUAAAAUUAAACUACAGAAAAGUGGGAAGAUUAUUUUAAAAGAUAUAAAAGAAUCCAAAUCGAAGAUGAAAGAGAAAAUGGAGGAAAUAAUUGAGAGGGAAAAUAUUUGGACAAUACCCAACAUGCUAACAGUCCUCAGAAUAGCCAUGUCUCCAUAUUUGGGCUACCUAAUUUGUCAAACAAACUACGAACUUGCUUUGGGGUUGGUGAUAUUCGCAGGAUUCACAGAUUUCCUAGAUGGAAUCAUAGCUCGUUCAUUCAAGAAUCAAGCAUCGAAGCUUGGAAGUUUCUUGGACCCAAUGGCUGAUAAAAUACUGAUAGCUACAUUAUUCCUGACACUGACAAUCACUGGCAACAUUCCUGUUCCCUUGACUGCUUUGAUAGUAGCGAGAGAUACAUUACUGGUUGGAGCUGGAUUCUAUAUUCGAUAUCAAUCUCUUCCUCCUCCUAAAACUUUGAGCAGAUAUUUGGAUGUCUCGCAUGCAACAGCUGAACUGGCUCCAACCCGGCUCAGUAAAAUAAAUACAACAAUUCAACUCUGCACGGUUUUCUCAACUUUAGCUGCAGCCUCUUUCGGGUAUUUGGAACAUCCCGUCAUUCACGGAUUGUUUUGGUUGACGGCAGGUACAACAAUAGCUUCAGCUAUUAGCUACAUUAUCUCAAAGGAUACCUACAAAAUUCUCAAGAGAAAAAAAUGAAAUCGUUUAGAUUAUAAGGUAAUGCAGUGCAAUGUCAUUGUACAUGCGCAUUGGAGAAAAAAUAUGUAUGGAAAACUUAAUAAAAGAUACAAACAAUAUAACAAAUUGGAAGGAUUUAUUGCAAACAAUGUAGUAGGUGACUAUAUUACAGUUACUCAAUUUGUAUAGUCUAUUCAUGUCUCUUCAGGUAUUUGACUGUCUUCCACUUCACGUGACGAGGGAAUGUAGACUUUGAAAGCGUAGUUUCCAUUUGAAAAAGAGCUCUGCAAAAAAUAAUGCAAUCAUAACUCUUGCAAUCAGUUCUCUUCUAGAAAAUGUAUUGAGCACUAAAGAAAUAAACCAUUUAAUAAAAGCAACAUUAUCGAAAGAAUGAAGAUAAUAUAGUGAAAAAAGUGUAUUUGGUGUUUCGGAUGGACACUUCAAGCCGUCAGUCCCGGCUGCCUAAAAAGCAGUCUUUAGGUCAAAUCAGAGGCCCUGAAAUUCAUCAGUUGCCACCUGAAAAAUCUGACACUAGACCAGAGUCAGAUCACUCGAUAUUAUUAUUAUCAAUGUAUUGAUAAAUUGUUUUCUACAAGAUUUACAACUAUUU